UUUGUGGAAGUAAUCAAUAUGGUGCUAUGGUGGUGGUAUUUCAGUGCCAGAAUGCAGACUGCUUCCAGCACCGCCUCACCUGAAUGUCAACUGCACAGACCGUCUGUACUGGGGGUCGGUGUGCGAAUUCGCGUGCGACAGGGGCUGGAAAAUAGUUGGCCCCAAGAGAACCACGUGCGAGGCCAUGGCCAGCAGCAGAACCCCGCCUCACACCAGCGACACAUUAUUAUUGCACAAAAGACCCGUUUUACGCCCCAGGCACCAAGACCGCGUCUUGUGGAGUUACCCCAUUCCGGAUUGCAUUCCCAUCAAUGGAUGCCUGAAGCCUGACCUGCCUCAGGCAAUGUCACUCAAUUGCUCCACCACCACCUCAGCAGCACCCAUCAAUAGCAAAAGCAGCAUCAUCACUGAUGCUGAAGAAACAAUUGAUGGACAGCAAGUGUUCAUGGAAGGGACCAUUUGCAACAUGACCUGCCAAGAAGGACACAAACUUGUUCCUGCUCUCAUCACUCGCACUUCUUGCGCCAGAGGGCGCUGGACAAACCUUGAUGUUGCCACUUGCAAACCUCUGUUUGAUCCCAAUAAUAAUAAUAACAAUAAGGACAAUGUGGACACCAUCAACAAAGUUGAUGAACUUCCGGAUGAAAAAGGUGAAAAAAUCCUCGACUUGAUCAUUGAGAGUGAGAAUAACUCGGAUGAAGACAUGCUGAGAACAGCCACCAUUUUGCGCGCCGAAAUGAACUUCACUGUUGAAGUCACGGACAGCCAUCUUGCAAAGCUCUGCAAGUCCAAUCAGAAGCAUGCUGGGAACAAAGAGCUGCUGAUUACUGAUGACCAAAGCGACACGUUGAAAGGGAUUCGGGAUGAGCUGAUUGCUAGGAAUGCUGGCAAUUGUGCCAAAAUCAAUUGCAAACUCUGGCAUUUCAAGUGCCAUCACUGCGACAAUAAUAAUGCUGCUGCUGCUGCUGCUGAUGGCAAGUCCAAGAGCUCAUCUCCUGCUGGGUCAAAGUCAAAAAUAAGGUGCACAAACAUGAAGGCAGUAGUUCAGGCUACUUGGACUUUGAAGGCUGAUUUUGCACAUCAGGUGGGUGAUGACAGUUCUGACAAAUCUACUGAUGAUGAUGAUGAUUUGGAUGAUGAGCAAGAUGUCAUGGAAUUUGAGGCAGAAAUGAUGCUUCAACAAGUCCAGGUGCAUGCGACCCUGGGUACUUCAUUGCUCAGUACUCAGCAGACACUUGUUCCCCGUGUCCAGCAAACACUUACCAGCCCCAGUUUGGUGCAACCACAUGCCAUGGUUGUCCAGAUGGCACCACCAGUCCUGUUGCCUCUGCCAGCAUUUCUUCUUGCAUUGCGCCAGAAGUAUGGACAGCAGUGCGGGAAGGGUUUCCCUCUCCCGCCGCCUGGCGUCGCUGCUGCAUGCAUACAAGCUGCUGCUGAAUUUGCUGCUCUCAGCAUUGCCUCAUUCAUGAUGAUUCCUUUUAUGCGGCGCACGUUUUAU
Molecule: messenger RNA, 1498 nt
Organism: Notodromas monacha
Lineage: Eukaryota; Metazoa; Arthropoda; Ostracoda; Podocopida; Cyprididae
Source: the annotation of a GenBank genome assembly